AUGUCGAUUCGACCCCUCUGUCGCGUCGCGCACCGCACGGCGCAUGCGGCGCUAGGUGGCGCCGCUGCGCCGCGUGCGCCCAAGGAGCGCAUGCAGAUGGGCGCUCCGGGCCCGGUGGCGCCGGCCGAGUCGGUGGCCGCGAAGCGCUCCAAGGUCUCGGACAAGAUCCAGCAGCGCGCGCAGAAAAAGGCCGCACUCACGCUCACGCCCGAGGCCGUGUCGCAUAUUCGCGCGCUACUGCAUGCGAGCGACGGCCCCAAGCUCUUGCGCGUCGGCGUGCGCAACAAGGGGUGUGCGGGUAUGAGCUACCACCUCGAGUACGUGACGCCCGGCGAGGAAGGACGCUUCGAUGAGCGUGUGCAGCAGGACGGCGUGGAAGUGCUGAUAGACUCGCGCGCGCUCUUCAGCAUCAUUGGCUCCGUGAUGGACUGGCAGGAAGACCGCAUGUCCGCCAAGUUCGUGUUUAACAACCCGAACAUCAAGGACGCAUGCGGCUGUGGCGAGUCGUUCAUGGUGUAG
Messenger RNA from Malassezia sympodialis ATCC 42132, 519 nucleotides. RefSeq lists its product as uncharacterized. Gene Ontology annotation, biological process: iron-sulfur cluster assembly. The coding region runs from base 1 to 519 and encodes 172 amino acids. Gene Ontology annotation, cellular component: cytoplasm; mitochondrion. NCBI's taxonomy places the organism in Eukaryota, Fungi, Basidiomycota, Malasseziomycetes, Malasseziales, Malasseziaceae. The record is from RefSeq and is a predicted model, not a curated record. Gene Ontology annotation, molecular function: 2 iron, 2 sulfur cluster binding. The transcript is spliced from 2 exons.